This is a messenger RNA of Trichomonas vaginalis G3, 813 nucleotides long. RefSeq lists its product as uncharacterized. The annotation marks the transcript as partial. The transcript has a single exon. The record is from RefSeq and is a predicted model, not a curated record. Lineage: Eukaryota; Parabasalia; Trichomonadida; Trichomonadidae.
AUGAUUAAACAACAGCAACCACAGCAACUUAAGGCACAAACCAUUACAUACGCCAUAUAUGCAUAUAAUUCAAAGACGGCAGAACAAACGCAAAGGUUGAAAUAUGGAGAUUUGGAGAUAGUAUUGAAAAAUGACCAUUUCGAAUUCGUUUGCAAAGGUGGUGCGGUGAUAUCAAAUAUAAAAGAAAUUUUAUUUAUGAAUUCUAAAAUUAAAGGUAUAACGGAUGAUAUAACAUCAAUUCCACCAGAAGAACAGAGAUAUUACGCAUUAAAUGCAUUUCCUAAAGUUUUGAAGAUUGGAAGAUUUAAUUUAAAUGAGGAAUUCAUAAAAGGUUUCCUAAAUGACAUAAUGGAGAAAGCAGAUAAGGAAUACGUGGAUAGUGAGUUAAUGAAGAAAGCAGAUAAGGGACUUGUGGUUAGUGAAUUAAUGAAGAAAGCAGAUAAUGAAUAUGUUAAUGAAAAAGAUAAUGAAAUUAUAGAAAGGGUUGAAUGGUAUCAUGGACGGACAUCGAAGAUUCUUAAAACUAAAGCUGAUACAGGAUGGGUUUCAGAAUGUUUAGACCUUAAAGCAGAUAAAACUUAUGUUAACAAUGAGUUAAUGAAGAAGGCAGAUAAGAACCAUACACAUACAAGUUUUACAACUGUUGCUAUAGAAAGUAUUGAAGGAACGGUUGAAGAAACUGGUGGGGAUGUAUUAUAUUGUAAACCUCCUAACUUUCCACAAGGUUUAACAUCGGAUGACAACAUAACGACGAUGAGAAACAUUAGAUGUAAAGAUGUUUAUGUCAUGAAGGAUGAACAUAAUAUUAAAUUC